AUGGCGGACAUUACUGAAGACAUAAACUUCGAUGACCUUUGUUCAACCUGUGAGCAGAUGGAAUUGGAUGUAAGUGAAGUGUAGAUUUCUUAUCAGUGAAAAUGAUACAUUCUUUCUUGUUUUUCCUCACGUAUUCCUUUUUCAAAAAUCAUGAUCCAUUGAUUAAUUUUAGCUUUGGUUUCACUCUGACAGUACAUUACAAUAUACUGCAAUAUAAUACAAGCUUAAAACUGUUCUUGUUUUUAUAACUUUUGAUAUUGCAGUUCUUAACUGUCUGCCUCCUGGUUAUUUCAGGGUAAUGCUUCAGGAGAAGUUUAUUCACAGCUAUUAGCAGUCUAUCUUUUUCAGAAUGAUACGUGAGUAUACCAGAAUUAGUGAGUAACUAGAAUACCCUGCCUUUCAACAGUGUCGCUGAAAACCCCUGUAACCCUAAACAUGAAAUCCGGAAACAGAAUCUAGAAUCUGUGAAAUACGCUGAUUCUAAAGGUUUCUUUUUUAGGUGCAAUGCUAAGUUUUUAUGGAAAAGAACUCCUGAGGAGAUCAAAGUGGUGAGUAAAGGGUUCAUCAUACAAAACCAAGGUUCAUUUUAACUGCCAAUAGGUUGGCCUGUGUACAGACGUCUCCCCUCCCUCAGGAAAAAUCGGGAAAGUAGACGUCUGUGAAUCGCCAUCGAUAAUCUUGUUCAGGUAUAAAUUUGCAUAAAUUAUUUUUUGUUCUUUCGCUGACAGUUGAAAAGAAACAGAAUUACGCAGCGAAAUUGGAGCUAUCAAUGUGAAUCAAUGUUUUUUGGUUAUUGAAUCAAAUUUCCCUUGAUAUUAUUUGAAGAACAUCCUUUCAUAUUUAGACGUUCAUUGAAACAAAAAAUCGCACGUUAAAAUGCUUAAAAUGGCACUAUUUGACUGUGCGAUCAAUGAAAAAUGUUGCAGUCCUGACGGAGGAGGGCGCAUUUGCCCUCUUUUUUCGUCCCCACCCCAGGGGAUUUGACAGCUCAAGAGUCCCCACCCCCAGCAAUUUGCCAUCCAAGGCAAAAAAAAAUGCUAAUUCCCGGGGGUCAGGGCGCAGAUGGAAUUGACAGAUGCAUAACUAACAGGAAAGUGCUGUCUUUUCUCAGAAUGCAAAUGCUCAGACUUUCUAGUAUUCUUGGAUGAGGAUGAAAUAACAAAGGCCCUAUCUUACAUCUCUUUCUCUAAUCUGGCUUCCGUGGGAUGUAAGCCAUUAGGUAAUGAUGUAAAUAUCUCUGGAAGUGACCAACCCUAGAUUGUAUAUUCUGAAGGUUUUGUGGAAUGGGGUACGGGAGGACAGCUCAUGUUGGACAUACAGUUGUGAGACUGAUCUGUUAAACCUCUGGUUACCAGGGUAAGAACUCCGGGAAAAAUCCAUCCCUAACCUGUUAAAUACUGGUCUAACCUGUGAAUUGAUUGUACCCACAAUGCCUAUCCCUAUUGGGCAUCCAGCAGAUAAGGCAUCGAGCAGAUAAGGCAUCCAGGGCAGAUAAGGAAACUGAGCAUGUUAUCCUCUGGAUUGAGAUUAAUAAUUAUUUUAUCUAGUGGAUAGUGCUAUCCACAUUUUGAACAAAUGGUCAAUUGAGUAUUUGGGCAUCUGCUGUAGUUUGAAAGCUCUGCAGACAAAAUAUCAGGAUCAAGGGGAAACAAAAAUCUCAAUUUUGAGCAUAACCUCUUUGCAUUUAGUUAAAGCUAGUUUUCUUCUACUUUACUUCUUAAGUCAACACCUGAACUUGGAAAACUUUGGAAUAUUGGAUGUCAUAUGUGGAAAAGAGACUUCCCUUCAAUCUAUGGUGCUCUUAAAGAAGAAUGGUCACCACUGAUAAAGCCAAUAAUUACAGCACUGCAAGGUAAGAUACUGGUACAUGUCCUGUUAAAAGGGAUUUGUAUCUUCAGAGUAAAUGUACAGUUGAAACUCCAUUAAGCAUGCAGCCACCUAUUGAGUAGCCACCCUCUAUUAAGCAUUGAUAAGUGGCCAAUAAUUAAAGGCAUGAAAUAAUUAUUGUAGAAAAGAAUGGAAACUUAAACCUCUAUUUGGUGACUGCAGCCACUUUUUGGUGGCCCAUCUUAAUGAGAGUUCUCCCAUUGUUGUCACCUCUAUUAAGCAACAUCAAGUGUUUGAUACACUUAGGUUGGCUUCAUUUUAGGAAUGUGAUGAAAAAAAAUACAGUUCCAGAUAGAAGGUGAUGACUGAUUGUGGACCAGUAAUAUUUCUUCCGUCACAUGUUUGUAUCAAAAUAAAGUGAUUUUUUUGCUAAAGAUUAUGCUGCUUUAUGACAAGCCUCUAUUGAGCAGCCAACUGCCAUUAAGCAGUCAGUUGCCUGUACCCUGAGGCUGGUCGCUUAACAGAGGUUCAACAGUACAAGAUGUAUUAAGUUUCACAUUGACAGUUUAAUUGCUAUUACUUUACUCUUCCAUGUUUUUGUAUAAAAAAAUACUAUAAAAGGAUUAUUUGUACUUAAAAAAAUAAUAGCUUACUCAUUGUCAGCCCUGAUGGCAUACCAUCCAAAUUCAUUAUUUACGUGUAUUUGUUGAGAGAACACUUGCAAAGACGUUGCUCAGUUUUAUAGAACCAUACUUUAGAGCUGAAUUGUUCAAACGUUGGAUAAAUGUAGCAGUCUAUCCACAGGAAAAAUCACUAUCCAACAGAUAAAUGUUAAGGAACUCAAUUGCACAUUUCAUGUCUGCAAAUGGUUGGACCUUGUCAGAUAAGGUCUCAUAGCACGUCCAUAGUACUUCCGUAGUACUGUGACUCAAUGAUACUCAGAGUCAGUAGUAAGUACUCUCAUAGUACUGUCAAUCAGUCUGACUUAGUGGGACAUAAAAAUCCACUGAGGCAUGAGAAGCACCCCUAGUAUGCUAUCCAUGGUCUUGGGAUUGUAAGAUGGUAAUCUGUGGGGGAAUAUAUCAAUAUUGGGACAAUCUCUUGAUCCUCUUUCACGGGCCUUGGUCUGUACGUUAUAUACAGUGUAAGCAGAAUAUAGAUACUACGUGUAUGAAAUAAUUUUUAAUUCACAAGACCACCAUUUAUUAUGUUUGAGACUUAUACUUAUAACAAGCAAGGUAAAAAUAGAGAAUUUUGGCCUCACUGUACAGUUGCAUUGUCAAGCCUCUGUAACCCUCUCACUCUUGACAGUGGCCUAGGAGAAAUUUGCUCAAAAAAUUCAAUGAACAAGCAAGUGAGGGUUUUAUUUGAAUGGUUAUACAUAUAAAACUUCAUCCACAGAUUUCAAAGUUAGUGUGACAAUUAUCAUAACCUUGCCGUAACUUUACCUAAGAGUGGCAGGAUACAUACUGACACCAAAAGGACAAAGCCAAUUGUACUUUUUUACAGAUGUGACCUUAUUACAGAAGUAGGGAUUGUGUGAAAUUUGGCAUCCUAGAAAACUGUCUGUAAUAGAGAGGUGUAUGGAGGUUUACCAUAACGAAAGGUUCCACUGUAUUGUUAAUAAUGAAGGGGUAUGUGCAAUAAGGUCUUUGUUAAGUCUUAAUUUAACACUUAAUGUUAAGUUAUUAUUCUUCUAUAUCACAAGCAAAUUUAAUACUAGAUAAUUUGGGAGGACAGUCUAGCAGUUUAUCAGGACUUUUUUUUUACAAAUGUGUACCAUUUCAAACAAAAAGGAACGUGGACAGAGUAAACAUUUGCAAAGACUUCUGGUACUGUUACUAAGACCAGGGGAGAAAUGGUCAGUAGCUGUCCUGCGCAUCCCCAGUUACAAUCUUAGAAACAAUAAUUGUUUCUGGUGAAAGUGGCAAAUGGCCUUCUAACAUUGUUGCUGUCAAUUUUGGAUGAUCUAGAGAAACUUCAGAGGAGAGUCUUUGAUCUUGUCUCAAAUGCAUACACUUCAAUUAGAGCAGAUGAUCUAGCUUCUCUUAUGGGGGUGUCAACUGAGGCUGCUGUUAGUGGUAAGUUCAUUAUCAGUUUGAUAACAGUGUCCUAUAGACGAACAAAUUUCAUGUAUGGUAUACAAGACUUGAAAUAACUUUGCUGCUGGCACUGGUAAAGUUGUCCGGUCGGACCUAUUUUUGCUCAGACAAAACACGUUUUUGGCCAGACAGUUACUAUAUUUAUUACGACGCAUGUAUCUCUAUAAUACUCAAUUUUUGGUCCGUUAGAAGCAUAAAGGACUGGACAAAGUCUCCUGUCAUCCAAAGAUUUUACCGGACAAAGCUUCUUUUUGACCGGAAAUUGUCCAUUGACUGGCUGUUAAAUUUCAAGCCCUAGUAUGUUUCUUCUUCUUUUUCCAGUUUUGAUUUCAUUUUAUACUAUUGCAGCUGCUUCAACAAAAAGAAAUAGUACACCAUUUAAAAACAAGAGUAAUUUUUAAUUAUUUUACCUUUUUUUUUCCUCCAUUGCCAUUUUCAGCCCAGGAUAUAUUGAACCCUCUAUCACUAUGGUAAUUCCUGUAUUUAAAAAAAUGAGUGCUGUUGAUUUUAUUUUAGCUGCUGUCUCAAGUGGAUGGACAAAUGAUUCUGUGACAGGAAUGAUCACUCCCAAGAAGACAGGUAGUGUGGACAACAACAGUCAUGUCUAAAAUACAUAAAAGAGUGAAAAACAUAGAGUGAAAAACUUAAACUUGGGCCUGAAAGCUGCUUUUUGGAUUUAGGAAGAUACAGGGUUCAUAUGCACCUUGAAAAUGCACCUUGAAAGUCAUUAAAAAUUGCACUCAGUGCUGGAAAGUCCUUGAAUUUCAGUGCUAACUUUAUCCAACCUGGAUUCAAUUUAACGAACAUUAUGGUUUUUUCUCCACCUGAAAAUCAGUAUCAGGUUGAGUCUCCUUAGGAAUACUUCAAUGGUGAUAACCUGAUGGGAUGGUCUAUGUAGCAUUCUUGCUUUAAUCUCAUUUGCGGAAUGUAAACAACAACAACAAAAUUAGUUGAGGCACUGCCCUUUAAGGAACUUUGUGACUUUUCCCAACUUCAAAAGGGGAAAAUGAAGCUUUCUCUUCCCCACAGCUGCCCUCCCCCAAGCAAGCUUGUGCUAGACUGCUAGAGGAUGGUGUCUCAACAAUUUUGGUGCCAAUUGUAGGCCAGUGUGUUUUGUCAAAGUUGCUCUAUGUAUGUUUACUUUUGACUGCCACUGACAGCUCUACCCUCUCAAGGCUCCCAAAGAACCAAGCUGUGUGCAACAGUGUCAUCGUGAAGAACACUUUGCCUCGCUAGGUCGAGUCACCUCGAUUUAUUUUACAUGGUAAUUUGUCGACUUUGUCCAGCACACUGUCUUAUCUUGCCCCAAGUACAACCAGGUUAUAUGCUCAGAUCCAAGUUCAGUUGAAUAAUUUAUUUGCCCUUCCAACAUGUACUCCUUUAAUCUUUUAUUUUCAGUUUUAACACACAUCGUGGCACCAUUAGUAAACAAUAUAAACUGUCUUUCUUUUUGCUAUGUUUUUCAGAACUUCCUAAGAAAGAGAUUCCCCUCACAAGCGAACAGGAGCUUGCCUUAUUGACAGAUUAUGUGUCAUUUCUGGAAAAUUAGACAAAACAAAUGACUGUUCAAGGAGCCUGUGUGUUACAAACAGUUAAACAUUGCAGCAUAAUAAACCCACAUCUCUUCUACAUGUAUGUCAUGGCUGCCACAGGUCAGGAAAUGGUCAGGGGAAAAAUUCUUCAAGGUUAUGGCUGUGGCAACCUUGUAUGUACAAUUCCUGCAAGACAGCGUUUUAUACUUUAUCACAGGCUUCAACAUUCAUGUAAAUAUUUCAUAUGUUAAUGACUUCUCUUAAAUGGAUGCCAACAUUUUGAAGAAGGGAGAGUUGCUUUGGAUGGUUGUCGUUACUUUAAAAAAAAAAAAUGCGAAACUGGUAUAAACGUAUGCUACCCAGAGAAUUGAUGUGCAACAUACUCUAUUGUAGUGUGACUUGCUACUUACAAGGGAAGUAGAGCACAUAAAAGCCAUUGAAAACUCAUGUCGUUUGUUUCGUUACUGUUGAUCCUCUCUGAUUGUGGGUAAACAAUACAAGAAAACAAUUAUGACUGUUAGUUUAUCACCAACAGAACAGCAGUUUACUAAGGCCCCAUGCACAUGAAUCCGAACGUUUUUGAAAAUGUAUAAUUUGUUAACUGGAUUUGUGUGGACAGGGUUCUAAUAAACCACUCGGAGAGCAGAUUAAAAAAAAAGAAACGGUUUGGGUGAGCAGGAAGGUCGAUUCGUGUAAAAAAAUAUAUACGGUUACAAAUAUCUGGAUUGUGGGCGUGGCCUAAGUGUUUUACAACAGAGAGGAGAAGUCGUUACCUCACGUUGCGAUGGUAGCAAAAUUUCUGGAUGACAACAAAUCAAAACGUCACUUAAAAAGUGGAUUCCCACCGUUCAAACUUCAUCGAUCUCAUUUAAUUUGUCAAAUGUUGGCGAAAUUUUUCCGAGUUGAAUCGGAAAGGACCGUAUCUAGGUUUAGAAAAAGAAAAUUUUUGUGUUGUGGUCACCUACUCGAUAAAGCGGGCGAGUGAACUUAGGAAGUUUCAUGUCGCAGUCAUUCAACAACGGCUAAGAAAUAAACAAAAAAGCGUGAUGCAAGUGCAAAGUUGUUCUUUUGCUAGUCUAAACCUAUUGGUUUUUUGUUGUUGCAAGAAACUCCUACCCUGUUCCAAGCGUUCAGAUUGUGGAGAGCGGUGCGAAGUAAAGAAAGCGAUGAAAAGUAGAGGGAGACUAAGGAGAGAGGUCCUCCUACCUCGCUUUUAUUUUUCGCGCUCCUUUUUGUUUCGCACCGCUCCGCACUAUCUGAACGCCUGGAGCAGGCUAAAAUCUCCCAAAAGAGCGUUUUCACAUGACGUCACGGCGGCCAUAUUGGUGUUCCAAAACAAUAAAUGACGGCCAUUUUAGUGUAUCAAGACAAUCCUGUAGGAGUUGAAUUCUUUUCUUAUGCAAGCGAUAUGCAAGCGCUUUCUUUUGUUUCAAUAAAUUUGCAUAGAUCCCGGCCAAGGGAGUGAAAACGUUCUAUUGAUGUGAUCCACAAAUUUUUCUACAAUGGUAACGUGACGUCACCCUUUCCUCUCUAUUGUAUAAUCAAUCAACCAAAAAAAUGUUCUUCUUUCCAAGAAGAAUAACAGAUUAGACACAUAUUAGGCCAUGUUUGUUUGUUUGAUAUAUGUUAGUUUGUUUGUUAGUUUUCGACCUUUGCAAGGACCAGUUCGUAAAUAUUCAUCGACACUGCUGGAAGAGGCGCAUUAAAAUUUGUAAACUUCCUAUGUCUUUUAAGUCGUGAGACUUUUCAGACCUUUGUGUGGUGAAGGGUACGACGUAAGAUAACCACAGCUAGCCCAAGCUCGAAAUAUGAGCAUCGGCGAGCAUCGGCAUUGUUGCCUAACGUUCAAAAGGAUUCAUAAGGAUUUGUAUGGGGAAAAAACCUAUCGUUUCCGUAACCUAGGAAAAUGAAAGGACUUCAAUAAAAAACAG
Molecule: messenger RNA, 7392 nt
Organism: Porites lobata
Lineage: Eukaryota; Metazoa; Cnidaria; Anthozoa; Scleractinia; Poritidae
Source: the annotation of a GenBank genome assembly